CUGAGAGUGUGAUAGCACAGAGGAGAGGGCAGUAGAUGGAGACAAAGUUUGAGGGGAGAGUAAAGAGAUAGUGACAAACAGUGCAGUGAGAGAUAGCCUACAGUCUUCAAAAUCUGCAGAGGCGAGGGAGAUAAGUGAUAAAGAGAAAGAAGAGGCAGAGCAAGCAGGCACAAACAGACGUCUAUUUUUUUCCUCUUCAGAGCAUGGUGGCAGAGUGCACAUGGAUUUAGUCGACCUCUACCUCCCAGAGUGUUUCACCUACCACUCUGACACAGAACAUUUGGACAGGAUGUCAGUGAGGGGCUUGGACCCCACCUGUCCCUCCACUAUAAAGCGUGAGCCCUCCAGCCCCAGCCCCAGCUCUCAGGGCGACGUCAGCCCGGCCCAGCCCAGUCCUGGAAGCUCUUCCUCUGACACAAACUCCAGCUACGGGCCCCUGAUCAAAGGCCAUCACAAUCACAGCAAUGGGCUGGACUCGCCAGGCCUCUAUGGUCACGCAGCGGCAUUGACCAACAAUGGAGGGGCAAAUAGGAGGUUUGUGGAGGAAGAAAGCCAAGUGAAGUGUGAAUUCAUGCUGGGCUCGGUGGCCAAGCGCGUGUGUCUGGUGUGCGGUGACGUUGCCUCGGGCUACCACUAUGGCGUGGCCUCCUGUGAAGCCUGUAAGGCCUUUUUUAAGAGGACCAUCCAGGGUAAUAUUGAAUACAGCUGCCCAGCAUCCAAUGAAUGUGAAAUCACCAAGAGAAGGAGAAAAUCCUGCCAGGCCUGUCGAUUUGUGAAAUGUCUGUCUGUAGGCAUGUUGAGAGAAGGUGUGCGUCUGGACCGGGUUCGAGGCGGCAGACAGAAGUACAAGAGGAGAAUCGACGCUGAGAACAGCCCGUAUCUGCACCCACAGAAUGCCUUGCCUCAAAAAAGAACAUUCAUUGUUGGCGGUGUGGUAGAAAACAAGGUGGUGUCUCUGCUGCUGGUGGCCGAGCCAGAGGGCAUCUUCGCCAUGCCGGACCCCACUGUACCUGAGAGUGACAUCAAGGCUCUGACCACGCUGUGCGACCUGGCUGACAGAGAGCUGGUGGUCAACAUUGGCUGGGCCAAACACAUCCCAGGCUUCCCCUCCCUCUCUCUGGCGGACCAGAUGAGUCUACUGCAGAGCGGCUGGAUGGAGAUUUUGAUUCUUCGAGUGGUGUUCCGCUCGCUGGCCUUGGAGGACAAGCUGGUGUACGCCGAGGACUACAUCAUGGACGAGGAGCAGUCAAAGCUGGCUGGGCUGCUCGACCUCAACAACGCCAUCCUGCAGCUGGUGAAGAAGUAUAAAGCCAUGGGGCUGGAGAAGGAGGAGUUUGUGGUCCUCAAGGCUAUCGCGCUCGCUAACUCAGACUCCAUGCAAAUUGAGGACUGCGAGGCAGUCCAGAGACUCCAGGACGUCCUUCACGGGGCCCUACAGGACUACGAGGCCACCCACCACCCAGAGGACCCUCGGCGGGCCGGCAAACUGAUCAUGACCCUCCCUCUCCUCCGUCAGACGGCUGCUCGUGCUGUCCAGCACUUCUGCAGCAUCAAACAGGACGGCCGUGUGCCCAUGCAUAAACUGUUCCUCGAACUGCUGGAGGCCAAAGCCUGACCCGAACACAGACAGCCAUCAGCCUGGUCCUGCCCCCCGACGCAGCGGGUGAGGAUGACAGGGAGUGAAGGAUAACGGGUAAUGGUGGGGUUUGACACUAUGUAUUUUUCCAUUUCAGCUUUGACAAGUUUUGAAUCUGCAAUCGCCGGGAAGUAUGUUCUGUAGGCAAGCAGAUGGAACAGUUUUAGAGCAACAUCCUUCCUACUCCCAAUGAAAGAAUGAAAUUGAAUGGAGCAGUUUAAUUUGCAUUUAGUGUCUCCUUGACAUUGUCAUCUUUGCUGUUUGUGACACUAAUUUAAGCGUGUUGACCUGCUUCGAAAGUUCGAAGGCAGGCGGACAGGGAGCAUUAAAGCAGAAGAAAUCGCCUUCUAGAGAUAUUUACAGUAACAUGCCAAAAGUAGAGCUUCUUUUGUCAAAUGACCACCUGGUACUUGAAGAUCCUCAUGGAUUAUUUCAUUUGUUUUGAAGCCUGUUAAUCUGCAUUCUAGAGCCUUUUGAUGAUUUGAUAUUGUUUUCCUUUUUUUGUAUAGAAAGGUAAAUGUGUCCUUAGAGGUAAGUCUUGCCAAAGAGUAAAGACUCAUACUUUUAAUACCAGCAUAUGGCCACAGUAAUAUAAUAUGGCCAUUAAGACAUUUCAUGUAAACCUGCAUCCCUGCUGUGUUGUGUAAUCCAAAAGUAUCUAUUCAGUACAUUCAUAUAUAAAUAAUUAAAGGGAAGCUAUUAAAUCUCAUAAAACAAUAACUGGCCUCCUGAUUUUAGUAGAAAAUGUCAGGGAAAUAGUACUUAAUGAUACAUGAUACAAUUGUACGAUAGCAAAGUGAUAUUUAUUUAAAAGUGGCUCUGUUCGUUUGCUGUUUUUUUAUUUACUAAUGUGGCAUUAAUGAAGAGUAGAUUAAAGCAAUUACAGUGGAUAAUAAUUUUUUUAAAGAUUUUUAAAUGAUAUUUAAAUGAAUAAUUUUUUUACUAGCUUCUCUGCUACAGCACUGAUACCUAUGUGUACCAUAUCAUGAAAUUCAAGGCAACAUGAUUACGAGUGCGUACUUGAAGAUCAUAAUGUUGUAGAGUUGUGGUAGACGCGUAGAUAUAACUUUAACUAUGUAAAAUUGCUGCCAUACUGUAUAAUCUGGAUUAGCGAGGCAUUUGAUGUCUUUUCUACUGUAGAAGUCUAUGUGUAGGAUGAAAUUUGUGCACACAUUUUUCCUUUUAGCCAUAACGUUUGGGGAAACUGGUGAUGGCGCUCUGUUAAUCUGUUAGUGUGUUUUGUGUGAAGAGUAGUCAUAUCUGAAAUUUGUCUUUUUUUUCGCACACAUUAAAUGAAGGGAUGAAACUUGGAAGGAAAUUCUGUACAAUGAAUAAAACGUCUUGCUACUUUAUUUUACUCAAGGUACUGUGGCGCUACAAUGUGCAUAUUUUUGUGACAAGAUGAUUAAAUGUAUGUACUGUACGUUUUGCUGUAUAUACGUCAUGUCUUAUGCCAACAGAGAUGUUUGAAGAUGCAAAUAAGCUUUGUUUGGAUGAGCUGUGCCGUGCUAUUUCAUUCUCAGGUGGA
Messenger RNA from Perca flavescens (yellow perch), 3164 nucleotides. RefSeq names its product estrogen-related receptor gamma. The transcript is spliced from 8 exons. Gene Ontology annotation, molecular function: nuclear steroid receptor activity; sequence-specific DNA binding; zinc ion binding. Gene Ontology annotation, biological process: regulation of DNA-templated transcription. Gene Ontology annotation, cellular component: nucleus. The record is from RefSeq and is a predicted model, not a curated record. Bases 221 to 1615 code for a protein of 464 amino acids. Lineage: Eukaryota; Metazoa; Chordata; Actinopteri; Perciformes; Percidae.